Lentinula edodes (shiitake mushroom) is the source of this 2005-nucleotide messenger RNA. RefSeq lists its product as uncharacterized. Gene Ontology annotation, molecular function: nucleic acid binding. NCBI's taxonomy places the organism in Eukaryota, Fungi, Basidiomycota, Agaricomycetes, Agaricales, Omphalotaceae. The transcript has 6 exons. The coding region runs from base 84 to 1976 and encodes 630 amino acids. Gene Ontology annotation, cellular component: precatalytic spliceosome. Gene Ontology annotation, biological process: mRNA cis splicing, via spliceosome. The record is from RefSeq and is a predicted model, not a curated record.
AUCCUUCUUUACCACAAAAAUUGCGUUGCCAGUUGCAGACAAAUGCGAUCACGUAAUAAACCUGAAUUAUUCCUGACCAUAACAUGUCGAAUCGAGCGGGGGGUCUCUACGGAGGAAUACAGUUCUCUGGCUCUACUGCUCCUACUAUAACUCGUCCUGCGCCUGCUGAUCCAAAGCCAGAGCCAGUACCAGCCCUCAGUUCAGCUCCUCCUGCUUCAGCGAUUCCUAGUGCUACCACAACUUCGAUUGAAGGAACACCUGCCCCUUCAGGAGGCAAACUUACAGCCGGAUGGUCUGCUGCACUCGCUUUUGCUCCCAUUAGGCGAAAUCCAAACCAGAAGGCUAAAGGCACCGCUCCUAGAUUGCCAGUGGGGGCUGCACUUGCCUCUGCUACCGGUACCGCUUCACUUUCUUCGACGGCUUCGGUUUCCUCGACCGCAGUCAUUUUCGCCCCACCUUCCUUGGUAGAUCCUGAAAAAUCUGAACCGGCUCUUGUCGUGGACGACGCACAUGCGCCACAAGGUCAAGGAUGGGGAAAGAAAGUCAAACCGCCUUCUAUGAUCCUCGAUGAGGACGUGAAUGGGUUCAAAUCCAAUCAAAAACGAAAAGUCGGGAAAGGAAAGAAUAAAAAGAAUCGGAAUGCACCUGUUGUCUCUGCCUGGGAUCCCAUGGAGCUCUACGAACUUCUUAGGCCUAACGACUACAACGAGUACAAACUUUGGAAGCAAAAAGAGCGAAUCGACCGUCGUGAAAGGCUUGCUGAAGAACGCCGAAACGCAGCCCGCAAAAGAUCUCGAUACAGUGAUUACUCCGACAGUAAUUACUCGUCUUCUGGGGAUGAGCGCCCGCCACGUAAAAAAAGUGGUCGUUUCAACGACCAUGAUAGCUUUGAUCACUGGUCUCGAGCGGACGAUGAAAAACGGGGACUUGAACAUAGUUCUCAAGGCCCUCCUGCUACCGCUCAGCCUGUUCAAAUCGACCGUGACCUUACUGGCGAUGAGGCGUAUCAACGGCGGUUGCAAAUGUCUAUGGGGAUUCGACCUGCUCUCCCUCCAGUUACUCAACCACCUCCCCCUUCUGCCAAUGACGGGGACAGCGCUGACAGCCAAAGUCUGAGUAGCACGGUUGGAUACGAACCUCCUUCAUCUUCUCACCCCGAAACUGGCGAUGAAGCCUAUCUUCGACGUCUAGCAAUGAGUACUGCUGUGCCCCCUGCACUUGACAAACCACCGUCCGUGCCACAACCACCCCGCCAACCGUCUCCUCAACUGGCGUAUAAUCCGUUUGCACCUCCUGUUGUCCCUCCUCCACCACCCGGACCUCCCGGGUCGUUUGUUCUGGACGAAAGAGCUAGGAUGGCAGCGGCCAUAGCUGCUAAACUAGGAGCUAUUCGACCUCCUCAGCCUACUGAAUCUGCCCCGCCGCCAGUCGAGGAGCAAUCGAAACGACCCGACCCUCAUGGAUUUGCCGCUCGUCUCAUGGCCAAGUGGGGGCACAAAGAAGGACAAGGGUUGGGCGCUGAUGGAUCUGGCAUUGUCAACGCCCUCACAGUUGAACAGGUCAAAGGAGGCAAGGGUCCUGGAGCUACUCGCGGCGGGAUGACCAACAGAGGCAAAAUUAUCAACAAUAAUGAGGAUGUGAAAGCCCGAGAACAAGCUCGAUUUGGGGAGCCGAGCCCAAUUGUACUGCUCACCAACAUGGUCGGUCCUGAAGAUGUUGAUGACGACGACUUGCGGGGCGAGAUUGGGGAUGAAUGUGCUAAGAACGGUACUGUCGAGAGGGUGUUGAUUCAUCUCAUGAACUCUGCUGUAGACCCGGCUGAGGCAGUACGUGUCUUCGUUCAGUUUGCGGGUCCCACUGGAGCAUGGAAAACUGUGCAUGAGUUUGACGGACGAUUCUUUGGCGGGCGCUCUAUACGAGCUCGGUAUUUCCCCCAACAAUUAUAUGAUAUGGCAGCAUUCGAUUCCCCGUUGUAGGAAACCUUGUUAUUUCCUUCUGUACCCUA